Diatraea saccharalis (sugarcane borer) is the source of this 2178-nucleotide messenger RNA. The record is from the annotation of a GenBank genome assembly. Lineage: Eukaryota; Metazoa; Arthropoda; Insecta; Lepidoptera; Crambidae.
GUCAUUGUCUACAACAAACGUCUUGAAAAUCACUCCCGAAAAAACACAUAAAACAGUGCUUAAAUACGUUAAAACAGUGAGUGCAACAGUUACAAAUACAUAUAUUGUUGUGGAAAGUGCACUAAUUAAAUAAAUCACGCACGAACUAUACUCUAAGAAGCUAAAAAUUUGCUGUGAAAACAUUCAUAACAUAACCUCCAAAUACUAUUAAGUGCAAAACAUAGACAAUACAGUCAUCUGUCAAGUUUCAAUCACGACAACAUUACAAAACAAAUUUGAAUAGUGUUGCCACUAAAAAAAAAAAAAAAAAACAAAAAUUUAACCACUAUAUUUCGCGCCAAUUUUUGAAAUUCUCUGGUAAAAUAUUUGAAUUUAAAAGUAAGAUUAUGGAAGGCCAGAUGGAACUAUUACUGAAAAAAAUCCAGGAAGAAAUGGACAAACAAACAAUAACGAUUACGGAGGCUGUUACUCGAAGUAUUUCACAACAAAUGGGAGAAAAAUUCAAAAUGUUACAAGAACAAAACCAGCACCUUCAAGAUGAAAUUUCAGAGUUAAAGGAUAAAAUUAGAGGCUUAGAGACACAAAAGAAAAAGAACAAUCUACUAUUUUUUGGGAUAAAAGAAGACAGGGAAAAAGAAUCAAAUAUUAUAAAAUUCAUGAAAGAUUUUAUUAACAAUCACCUGUCGCUGGGCAUCCAGGAAUACGAAAUUGAUAAAGCUCAUAGGAUUGGACACAGAAAAAGUAACGGACUUCGUCCUAUACUUAUUUCCUUCACUUCCACCUGGAGACGAAACAUAAUCCUCAAAAAUAAAAAUAAAUUUCCGCAAGGAGUAUACAUUAAAGAAGACUUUACGAAGGAAACGCUAGACAUAAGAAAAUCUCUACAGCCGAAACUCGAAGAAGAAAGAAACAAGGGUAAUAUAGCCUACCUGCGAGGAGACAAGCUUAUAGUCAAGAAACCAACGGAUAUUCAAAAGAGUGAAAAGAGGAAGAGAGAAUCAUCCUUCUCACCAAAUCAGGGGUCCGGAACACUGAGCGAACCAUCUUCCUCAGCGGGCCAUAAAAAAAAUUGCUGCAAAGAACGCAUUUGAGUUUAUGUCCCGUCCUAGAAGCAACUCACUUAAAGAAAAGACUAAUAAGUAGCAGUUAAAGCCUGCCAGCAACCGAAAAAAAGACAAUGACAACUGCAAAAACAACUUUCAAGAAAUAAACCGAAUAAAAACUCCCCCAAGCCGGCUGGUCCCCGUGGGGGAAAGAGACCAUAACCCUCUAGUUAAAAUAAAAACAAAAAAUGAAACUCUAAAAAUUGGUACAUUUAACGUCAGAUCAUUAGGGUCGGAGAUAAGAUAUAUAGAAUUAAUGCACUCACUACAAAAAAUAGAAAUAGACAUACUUGGUAUAGCGGAAGUCAGAAAAAUGGGAUGCAAUAUUGAAGAACAUGACAGCUAUAUCCUGUGUUAUAAAGGAGAAACAGCUGGGCUGUAUGGAGUAGGCUUUCUCAUCAAGAAAAAACACAAAAGAAGCAUCAUAAACUUCACAGGAAUUUCAGAACGGGUCGCUGUUCUACAAAUGAAAUACGACAACGAAAUACUCUCAAUAAUACAGACGUACGCCCCUACAGAAAAAUCAUCCGAAGAAGCAAUAACCUCAUACUACGAAACCUUAGAAGUAGCUUUUACCCUUAUUGGACAAUAUCAUCAUCUUCUUCUAAUUGGAGAUUUUAACGCUCAGGUUGGACAAACAAAUAUGAAUGACAGUUUGGUCAUGGGAAAAUUUGGCUAUGGAACUCGAAGUGAAAGGGGUGAAAAACUAGUGCAAUAUGCCUUAGAGAACAAACUUUCUAUUAUGAAUACAUUUUUCAAAAUGAGAAAAAAUCGUAAGUGGACCUGGCUGUCACCAGACGGAAAGAUAAAAAAUGAGGUGGAUUAUAUCCUAACAAAUGAACCCAAGAAAAUAAGGAACAUAGAAGUUCUCCACGGCAUAGGAUUUAGAUCAGACCAUCGUUUGGUGAGAGCUACGUACAUUUUAGGCAAACAGAAGAAAGUCAGAACAACUUUUAAAACGCAACCUAAAUCAUUAAAAUCAACAGAAGAUAUCAGUCGCUACUUGAAAAAUCUAGAAGACAACAUACAAAAAUUGAAUCUCCAAGACAAUGACCACGACGUCCAGACACUUUAC